Molecule: messenger RNA, 2949 nt
Organism: Eriocheir sinensis (Chinese mitten crab)
Lineage: Eukaryota; Metazoa; Arthropoda; Malacostraca; Decapoda; Varunidae
Product: zinc finger CCCH domain-containing protein 13-like
Exons: 4
Coding region: 204-1622 (472 amino acids)
Source: RefSeq, a predicted model, not a curated record
CUCGCAGUACGACACUCUUGCCUUAUCGUGUGACUCCUUGUAAACACGGGCUGGAGGACGUCUUCUUCGCGGGAAAAAUUACCUGUAUUUACCUGUUCCCACGCCUUGCCAUGGAUUACCUGCCCGUACUGUGAGGGGUAUCGCCGUCCCUGGUGCCAUAGAAGCAGACGUGUGUGACUGAAGUUUGAACUAUCUCCGCCACCAUGAAGAAAAGCUUUAAGAAGCAGGCCAGCAUGGACAUGUUCAUCGUCCGCAGCCCUAAGAAGUCCCCUGCACCCAGCCCCACCAAGUACAGGGCUGGGAUGAGGCAGGCCACACUGGAGUCCCUCAGGGGCGUGGUGGUGGUGGAGGACAUGGAGAGGUCGGUGGUGGUGCUGGAGCGGCUGGAUGUCUCCCCGGACCUCAAGGUGGACACCCUGCAACACCUCCUCAACAAGAACCCGGCCAAGGAGGUGCUCAUCAGGACGGGCCUUGGCAAGACGGUUCACAAGCUUUGCCGCGACAAGAACGCAGAGGUGGCAGCAGCAGCCCAGAAGGUGUACCGGGCGUGGAAGAAACACAUCCUGAGCAAGGUGAACCGGCCAUGCAUUGAGGUGAAGACUGACCUCAGGACCCAGCGACUCCGGAACUCAGCAAGACAGAUGUUGAGUGAUGCCUUGCAGAGAGAGGAUGGAGGAGGAGGAGGAGAAGGAGGAGGGGACGACAAGAGAAGAAGAGACUCAAGUGAUGCCCUAAAGAGAGAUAAUGAACUAGAUAACAACAAUAGAGGAAGAAAAUCAAGUGAUGUAUCGCAGAGACAGGAUAGGAAAGAGGAAAAUAAUAACAAAGGAAGGAGAGGAUCAAGUGAGGAAGAGGAUCGGAUAAGAGAUAGGAUUGUUUAUGAAGUUUUUAAGAGAGAUAGAAGUAGAGACAGACAGAAGGAGGAGGAUAAGGAAGGGAGGAGUGAAGGAAUUAAAGCCUGGAAAAGAACGGAAGAAGAAGUUAGUAAAAGAAGAAGAGAGAAAAGGAAAGAAAGGGAAGAGAAGGAAGAGGAAAGAAUAGGAACAACUCGAAAGAGAAAGAGGCAGGAAGAGGAGGAGGAGGAGAAGGAGGAGAAAAGCAAAGAGAAACACAGACACGGAAAAUAUGAGAAGGAGAAAGAGAGUAAAGAAGGAAGAGAAAGACCUCAGAAAAGCAAGAAACCAGAGAAAGAAGAGAAAAUGAGAGAUACAGAGAAACACAAAGAGAAAAAACCUGUACGAACUAGCAAUAAGGAGGAAGAGAGAGGAGCUGAAAGAAGAGAAGGAGGUGGAACUAAAGCAAAUCAGUCUGGCAGUGAAAAGAAAGAAGGUGAAAGAGGAGAGGAAAGAAAAACGAAAGACUUAGAGAAACAUAAAGAGGAAAAUCCAGUUAGCUAUUACCCCGAAGAAGACACCAGCGCUAGACAUGACCCAGUUGAGGUGAUAGCUGAGCACAUAGAGAGGGAGGUGUACCACGGCUCACAGCGCUUCGUGGACAAUGCCUACCGCCGCACCGUCAGGGCUCUGGUGUUUACGCUGAGGCACCAGGCAGAGGUUAGGAGGACAGUCAGCUCGGCCACUCUCUCAGUCCCAGAGUUUGUUAAGCAGUACAGGAAGAGUUGAAGGUUAGUGAGGAUUAUGUAUUGUCAUCUUUGUAUACAAACUGCCUAAGAGAUUUUUUUUUUUUACUUGGGAAAUUUCAAAAAGCUGUCUCAUUUUCUAAGUCAAUUUAUGAUAGGAGCAGAAAUGUUAAGGUGAAUUUUAGGUCUCAAACACCAUCUAUAUAUCUGUAAGGUGAAUUUUAAAUCUCAAACACUAGUUUUCUACUCUGGGAAGUCACCAAAAGCUGUCCCAUUUUCUAAAAGUUGUCAAGGCACUAUUGUAUGUUUAUAUGCAUGCAUUUCACACAUAUCUACAUGAUAACUAUAUACCUACAUCUAUGCCUUACAAAUUUAUGCUAAAGACAAAUGUUGAGGUGAAUUUUAGAUCUCAAACACUAGUAUAACAAAGGCAACUAUACCAAAAUAUACUCAUGGAAAAUUCAUAUUGCAAAAAAUCUUGAAGUUGCUGUAAAAUGACUUAGGCAGUUUGUGUAUGAAAGGGAUGAUAUGUAGAGGUGAAUAUUGUGGACUCCCGUUUCGUUAGUAGGUUAUGGUAUUGGUGAAGGCACGUUGGUAGCUACCUAGAUGUAUCCGUAGAGUCUGCUUGUGUUUCAUUGACUUAGGUUCAUGCAAGGGCCAUGUUAAUCUCACUCACAUAGACUACAUUUCCUGGUCUGGAUUUCCUCCUGCCCACGACUUAAACUCUUUCACGAGGAGACAUUUUAGUGCAUUCAAAUCUCACUCCCAAUCUCUCUCUCUCAAUCAUUGACUUAGGUUCAUGCAAGGGCCAUGUUAAUCUCACUCACAUAGACUACAUUUCCUGGUCUGGAUUUCCUCCUGCCUAUGACUUAAACUCUUUCAUGAGGAAACAUUUUAGUGCAUUCAAAUCCUUCCCUCUCUUCCUCUCUCUCUCUCUCCUUCCUUCCCUGUUUUCCUCCAUAUCUCCCUCCUUCCCUCUUUCUUUUUCUCCUCUCCCUCCUUCUCUCUUUCCUUUCCUCCUAUCCAUCCUCAGUCUUUCUUCUCUCCCUCCCUUCUUCCUUUCCUCCUCCUUUUCCUCCAUCUCUCCCUUUCUCACCAACCGAAAUUGACCUCUCCUCUGACCUCUCAUUCUUUUUUCUUUCGUGUGUCUUGCAAGCUUUUUCUGUUGCUGUUAUUUUUUUAUGUUAGAAUUCUAGGGAGAGUAACUUUUUAUGUUUUAAGUUAUGAAUGGAGUUAUACACACAUGUUACAGUGCACUAGGCAGGAAGGAAGACAGGCUGGUGGUGAUGUCUUAGUGGUGAUGUGAUACUCCGGGCCCUGUAGCUCUGUAGUGUAGAAUGUAGAGCUCUUAUUAUCACUUAGGAUUUUUU